AAUCCCCUGGAUCAUCAAUGUUAAUAAAUGAAAGCUUUAGACUUCAUACAUAAGCUUUCAAAACAUCAUCCCUGACAUUUAUUUUAUGCAGCUCUUUCAUGCAUUAAUCAAGAUUACAACAGACAGGUCAAUCUUACCCACUCCACAAAUUAAUUUUUGUAAAUUUGCAAAGUAAUCUYAUAUAAUUCAUAAACAUUAUAAAAAGUCCAUUGGUUUAAAGCAAUCACUGAAUUUUCAUUAUUACAACAGUGGCUAGUUGCUAAUGUCUUGGACUUCCAAUUUACACUUGGGCUUCAUUCAUUACGUGACUUAUCUAUUAUGCAGCCCGAGUAAGCGCUCUAAGAGCGUUCUGGUAGUUACAUAAAUAUGCCAGUUUUAAUUGUCAUGCUAUAUAAACUAAGACUGUGCAUGCUCUCAUCUUGACGAUAUUAUUUAUUAUUUACCAAGUAUUAAAAUAAAGGACACAUAUCUCAGUUCGUCUUACCGUAAGCUUUAUGCACUCCGCGACAUCUUGCUUUCGAGAUCUUGAGCCGAUUCCUCUACUGGAAUUUAUUAUGUCCAAAGAAAGCAUUGCCAUGAUAAACCACUUGCAAUAAAAAUAAUAACUAUUUCCAACUCUUAUUGGUUCAAAAAAAUUGCUUUUACAAAGCAUWACAGAUUGAUUAGGAGCGAAAGAAGCAAGACGUACUCGUCUCAAACUUGUUUGGCUCCGUUUCGCGCGUUUUCUCGUUGAUUUUGUGCACAGGCGUUCCUUGCUUACUGACCAGCCCCUCACGGUAAAUACGCACAAUUCAAAGAUGGCAGCCAAGAAAAUUUCUCAUGAGAAGUAUCUGCGCGUUUCAAAGAAAGACCUUUUGAAGAUCAUGUCUGAUUAUAGAGAAAUUAAAAUUUUGAUUCCAAAGUUGUUCAAUUCAGAAUUGAUGAAAUCAUCUAGCAAGCUUGCAGCCAACACUAAAGAGAUUCAGCAGCUCCACAGUGAAAAUCGCUAUCUCAGAGCAGAGUUAGAAAGCUUGAAACAGCAAAGUACAAAAGAAAAAGAGCUCUAUGAUAAACGAUUUAAUAACUUGWUGUGUGACUAUGAUAGGGGAAGAGAGGAAAAGUUCAAACUCAAGUGCCAAGUUACUGACCUCAAUCAAAAGCUCUCAGACCAAUCAGAUUUCUGCUCKACUAUGGGUUCCACUGUCUGUACAUUACUGUGGAGAAUAUCUAGAAAACAAGAGUCUGUAUCAACUCUACUUGAAGGGACAAAGGCAGAAGAUCUUUUACURGUCACACACAAAACCAUUCUUAGCUACUUUGUGACAUGUGGGAACGACAAUGGUUGUGAAAUCAAGCCUGAGGAGUUUGAAUUUGUACUUGCGUUGUGUGGUAUUUUUACAAAUAUUGCUGCUUCYCCAUGUGGGAGAGAGUUUUUAAUCAACCAAUCAAAUGGGAGACUGCUGAUUGAUGACUUUGUGACAUCACUUGAGAAGGUCCCACCCAGAUGCAAUGUCAAGAUGCGGAGUUUGAUCCUGAUGAUGCUUUACAACAUAAGCAUCAAUUUUCGAGGUCUACAAUUCCURAUAGCCAAACGAUCGCUACUGCCACUACUUCUUAAACUCAUUCAAGAGGAAAAUGACUUUGAACUAAGGCUAAACUCAGCGAGGCUGCUUCAAUCGAUUGUAAUGGAACCAGAGUGCUUGUCAGUAGACAAUCUACAGGAGAUACAGAUGACAUUGUUAGAAAUUAUAGAAGAUCUGCAAAACCACCCAUCAACGCUGCAGUAG
Molecule: messenger RNA, 1766 nt
Organism: Exaiptasia diaphana
Lineage: Eukaryota; Metazoa; Cnidaria; Anthozoa; Actiniaria; Aiptasiidae
Product: heat shock factor 2-binding protein
Exons: 11
Coding region: 798-1766 (322 amino acids)
Cellular component (GO): cytosol
Source: RefSeq, a predicted model, not a curated record